GUGAGCUUGAACUCUUGCAACAAUGUUUGCGUGGAUAAUCUGCGCUGCGGCAGCAGUUCCGCUGGUGUACUUCCUGAUCGUGUACCAGUUCAGCUACUGGAAACGUCGUGGGAUCACACAACUCACUCCAUCAUUCCCAUUUGGAGAUCUUGGACCGUUCUUUCGGCAACGGUCCAGCCUCGGAGUGGUCUACGCCGAUGUGUACCGGCUGUGCAAGCGCCUACCCUUUGUGGGGAUCUACCUUUCCUUGCGGCCAAUGCUGGUGGUCAACGACCCCGAGUUGAUUAAAAAUGUGCUUGUGCGUGAUUUUGACCACUUUCACGAUCGUGGACUGUACGUGAACGAGGAGAAGGACCCACUCAGUGGGCAUUUGUUUGCACUCGGUGGCGAACAGUGGCGCCAUCAUCGGUCCAAGCUAACGCCAACGUUCACCUCGGGAAGGUUGAAGGAGAUGUUCACGAACUUGGUCCAAAUUGGGCGUGUUCUCCAAGAUCACGUGGCGAAACGUGCUGGGGAGGACAUCGAAAUUCGGGACGUGAUGGCGCGGUACACUACCGAUAUCAUUGCAUCGGUUGGAUUCGGAAUCGAAAAUGACUCCAUCAACGAAAAGGGCAACAUUUUCAGGGAAAUGGGAACGAAGGUGUUCUCUCCUGAUCUUAAGACGAUACUUCGAUUGACGAGCACAUUUUUCACUCCAAAGCUGAACGCACUGUUUGGAUUCAAAUUUAUCGCACAGGAGAUUGAAGACUUCAUCAUGAACGUUGUACGUGAAACCCUGGAGUACAGAGAAAGCAACAAAGUCGUCCGGAAGGAUAUGAUGCAGCUGCUCAUGCAGCUACGUAACUCCGGAACGGUUUCGAUCGACGAUCGAUGGGACAUCGAAGUGUCAACCAACAAGAAAAAGCUGUCCCUGGAACAAGUCACAGCACACGCGUUCGUAUUCUUCAUAGCAGCAUACGAAACAUCAUCGACCACCAUUUCGUUCUGCUUGUUCGAACUGGCACGCAAUCCGGAGAUUCAAAAGAAAGUGCAACAAGAAAUUGACCAAGUUCUCGCAAGCCACAACGGCGAAAUCACCUACGACAACAUCAACGAAAUGAAAUACCUCGAAAACUGCAUCGACGAAACGCUCCGAAAGUAUCCGGCAGUUCCGUUCCUGAACCGUGAGUGUUCUAAGGAUUACAAAAUCCCCGGAACAGACACCACCAUCGAGAAAGGAACAUCGUUAGUCAUUCCAGUCCUCGGACUACACCGCGAUCCCGAUCACUACCCGGAACCGGACAGGUUCAUUCCGGAACGGUUCAGCAACUUUGAAGAUAUUUCCACCAAACCGUAUCUUCCGUUUGGGGCAGGACCUCGCAACUGUAUUGGACUGAGAUUGGGCAAGCUGCAAACAAAGGCGGGACUGGUGAUGAUGCUGUCCAAGUUUAACGUGCGGCUUGCUGAUGAAACUUACGCCAGCAAAGAGCUAGCGCUCGAUGCGCGAAGUGUGGUUCUAAUGCCGGUUGGAGGUAUUAAGGUGUCGAUUUCGGAACGGAGGGCUUCGUAAUACAAAUUGAAGUGACUCGUAAUAUAAUACUUAAAUAUCACAAUAAAUGAUACUAAAAUAAACUAUUUAAUGAA
Molecule: messenger RNA, 1623 nt
Organism: Culex quinquefasciatus (southern house mosquito)
Lineage: Eukaryota; Metazoa; Arthropoda; Insecta; Diptera; Culicidae
Product: probable cytochrome P450 6d5
Exons: 1
Coding region: 23-1549 (508 amino acids)
Molecular function (GO): oxidoreductase activity, acting on paired donors, with incorporation or reduction of molecular oxygen; heme binding; iron ion binding
Source: RefSeq, a predicted model, not a curated record